Messenger RNA from Dreissena polymorpha, 2334 nucleotides. RefSeq names its product tubulin alpha-1C chain. NCBI's taxonomy places the organism in Eukaryota, Metazoa, Mollusca, Bivalvia, Myida, Dreissenidae. The transcript has 5 exons. Gene Ontology annotation, biological process: mitotic cell cycle; microtubule cytoskeleton organization. Gene Ontology annotation, molecular function: structural constituent of cytoskeleton; GTP binding. The record is from RefSeq and is a predicted model, not a curated record. Gene Ontology annotation, cellular component: microtubule; cytoplasm. Bases 433 to 1797 code for a protein of 454 amino acids.
GUAGUGUGUAUAUAAGUAUAUAUUACUACUGUUUCUACUAUUAUUAUAAUUAUUAUGAUUACUACAUUAUAAAUACAGGACUUGUGAAAAUAGUGCAAUUUGUGUUACAAUCAUCUUUCACAACACAAUUUUUAAGAUAAACACAUUAUUAAAUAGGUUGUCGCCGCAUUAGAAAGGUCAAUGCAAAGAAUUAGGAGUUUGAAUGAGUUUUAAGAGGUUGAAACACAUAAACUGAAGAACAACAACGAACCGCAUGCUUCGUUCUAAGCUACGCCAAAGAACUAUUGACAUCGAUCGCCAUAGCAACACGUCGCGCGCUGCUAUAAACGGCUUCGUAUCAGUCGCAGACGACAUCACAGAGACUUCGUCUGCUUCAGCGUCCGCAACAUCAUCAUAUCGCGUGGAUAACUGAAUUCACCGCCCGGCUUCAAAAUGCGCGAAUGUAUUUCCGUCCACGUGGGUCAAGCCGGUGUGCAGAUGGGCAAUGCAUGCUGGGAGCUGUACUGCUUGGAGCACGGCAUCCAGCCGGACGGCCAGAUGCCCAGCGACAAGACUAUUGGAGGCGGUGACGACUCCUUUAACACCUUCUUCAGCGAGACCGGCGCCGGCAAGCACGUGCCUCGUGCGGUUUUCAUUGACCUCGAGCCGACCGUCGUCGAUGAAGUGCGUACCGGAACUUACCGGCAGCUGUUCCACCCCGAACAGCUGAUCACCGGCAAGGAAGACGCCGCCAACAACUAUGCAAGGGGUCACUACACCAUCGGCAAGGAGAUUGUGGACCUCGUGCUCGACCGGAUCCGAAAACUGGCCGACCAAUGCACCGGUCUCCAGGGAUUCCUGAUCUUUCACUCUUUUGGCGGAGGCACCGGGAGCGGCUUCACGUCGCUGCUCAUGGAGCGCCUGAGCGUCGAUUACGGCAAGAAGUCAAAAUUGGAGUUUUCGGUGUAUCCGGCGCCCCAGAUCUCGACCGCCGUCGUGGAGCCUUACAACUCUAUCCUUACCACCCACACCACCCUGGAGCACUCCGACUGCGCCUUCAUGGUCGACAACGAGGCCAUCUACGACAUCUGCCGCCGCAACCUGGACAUUGAACGUCCGACGUACACCAACCUGAACCGUCUGAUCGGCCAGAUCGUUUCCUCAAUCACCGCCUCACUCCGCUUCGACGGCGCCUUGAAUGUAGACUUGACUGAGUUCCAGACCAACUUGGUGCCGUACCCACGCAUCCACUUCCCCCUCGCUACUUAUGCGCCCGUCAUAUCAGCAGAAAAGGCGUACCACGAGCAGCUGACUGUGGCCGAGAUCACGAACGCCUGCUUCGAGCCGGCCAACCAGAUGGUGAAGUGCGACCCACGUCACGGAAAGUACAUGGCCUGCUGCAUGCUCUACAGAGGUGAUGUCGUCCCAAAGGACGUAAACGCCGCCAUCGCCACCAUCAAGACCAAGAGGACCAUCCAGUUCGUCGAUUGGUGCCCGACCGGCUUCAAAGUGGGCAUCAACUACCAGCCGCCCACCGUAGUUCCCGGCGGCGACCUGGCCAAGGUGCAGCGCGCCGUUUGCAUGCUGAGCAACACGACCGCCAUCGCCGAAGCCUGGGCCCGGCUUGACCACAAGUUUGACCUAAUGUACGCCAAGCGAGCGUUCGUCCACUGGUACGUCGGCGAGGGCAUGGAGGAAGGGGAGUUCUCGGAGGCUCGCGAGGACCUCGCGGCGCUCGAGAAGGACUACGAGGAGGUCGGCGUCGACUCGGCGGAGGGCGAGGACGGAGCGGAAGAGCAGGAGGACGAGGAGUACUAGAAUCAAUACGUCGUCUGCGACCACUGUGACCAAUAUUUGUAAUUCAGCUCAAUCACGCCUAUCUUCUGCUGUGCUAUUUGGCUUUUCUUCCGUCGACCUUGCUCACAUUCACUGUGCCUCUAGCCUAACGAACAGUUUUAAGUUCAAACUAUGGUAAAAAUUAAACGUCAUAUUACAAGAAAUCAGUGCCCAUAUGUAACAAGCAAACAAGCAGUAUUAUUGGACAAAUUGUAGAGACUUGUUGAUUUAAUGAGAAAAAGUUAGUUUGAGAUUUGGGACUUUCUUAUGUAUAAAUGGAGCAAGUGCGACAACUCGAGUUCUUAAAAUCAUACGCAUAGCUAAGUAUUUUACCAUUUGAUGGUUUUCAACGGGUUCCAACUGCUCAUGCUAUUGCAAUAUUUUACAACUGCAUUACAUAAAUGGACUUUUAAUAGUAAACAAGUUGUAUUGACCAUUUUUAUACUCUUAAACAUAUACACUCUAUAUAUGCAUACCGGUAAUUUGUAAUAAACGCUAUAAAAAGCAUCACGCUUAUAA